UUCUUCCUCUUCUGGGGACGGUACCUAGAGGCAUUCAGGAUGGUUCAGCGUUUGACAUACCAUCGUAGGCUGUCCUACAAUACAGACUCUAACAAAACCAGGCUGUCCCGAACCCCUGGUAAUAGAAUUAUUUAUCUUUAUACCAAGAAAGUUAGGAAAGCACCGAAAUCCGCAUGUGGUGUGUGCCCAGGCCGACUUCGAGGAGUUCGUGCUAUGAGACCUAAAGUUCUUAUGAGGUUGUCUGAAACGAAAAAACGUGUUAGCCGGGCCUAUGGUGGUUCCAUGUGUGCUAAAUGUGUCCGUGACAGGAUCAAGUGCGCUUUCCUCAUUGAGGAGCAGAAAAUCGUUGUGAAAGUGUUGAAAGCACAAGCGCAGAGUCAGAAAGCUAAAUAAAAAAAUGAAGCUUCUUUGAGUAAUAAAAAAA
Messenger RNA from Mesoplodon densirostris (Blainville's beaked whale), 424 nucleotides. Its product is annotated as large ribosomal subunit protein eL34-like. Gene Ontology annotation, molecular function: structural constituent of ribosome. Gene Ontology annotation, cellular component: ribosome. The transcript has a single exon. Gene Ontology annotation, biological process: translation. The record is from RefSeq and is a predicted model, not a curated record. Lineage: Eukaryota; Metazoa; Chordata; Mammalia; Artiodactyla; Ziphiidae. The coding region runs from base 40 to 393 and encodes 117 amino acids.